Messenger RNA from Colletotrichum siamense, 879 nucleotides. RefSeq lists its product as uncharacterized. The coding region runs from base 1 to 879 and encodes 292 amino acids. The record is from RefSeq and is a predicted model, not a curated record. NCBI's taxonomy places the organism in Eukaryota, Fungi, Ascomycota, Sordariomycetes, Glomerellales, Glomerellaceae. The transcript has 2 exons.
AUGUUAGACCAGCCCAGUAUCAGUACUCUGGCGCUCGGCUACGUGGAGUUGAUGACCAAAUACCGUGGUCAUGAAUGUAUCACAACAAUGGGACAGGAUGCAAACGGCACGGCCGAUCACAAAAGGGUCGCUAUCGCGAUCUCGCCUGCUUCUCCGGAACCAGUUGUGCGACUGGGAAACCUUCGGCAUCUAUGUCUUUCUGUUUGUACACCAAGACGUGAUGGAGUAUGGUCGGAUAUUGUCUCCGCGCUGGCACAAGCUCGACUCCCGAAGCUGGAGACCCUAGUCGCCGAUAAUGUUGAUCAAGACAGGGGGCCCCUUUUGAAGUUGAUCAAGAGCACGGCUUCGUCGCUGGUCUCUCUGGCUGUCAUAUUCCAGCAUAGUGGAGCCGCAUUGAUCCUUCCCGACAUGCCAUCCCUUACAACCCUAAGUCUCGGCCUUGAGUGGAGCCAGGACGACCCAAACAAUCUGGUCCUGCCUCUUGUCACAAUUUUCUCAGCCCCGACGACGCUCAAACGCAUCUUCUUCCACGUCAACCAGGACGUGUUCGAGUCAGAAGAAGAGGAAUUAGAGUCGGCGGAUUGGGAAGCGCUGGAUACCGCUAUGGUGGCGAUGCCGCGCCUGAGUCGAGUCGCCUUCGUUGUCACUCUGGGGUCCAGCGUCCGUCAUGGAGAACGGUCCAUGUUCUUCACCGCAUUGGAAUAUGGCGAAGAACGGGCAAGAGAGGGCGCAAACGAUGCAAUGCGGUAUCUUGAAGCGCACCUGCCCGCUUGCUUCGAGAAUGGAAUUGUUGAGGUGGAGAUAACGAGUGUUAGUAGGAAAUUUUGUGAUGACGCCUUUUUGGGCAGUGAUAUAGGUCCCAUAUUCUGGGAGGAAUGA